GAGUGCGCUGUUCUCAUCUGAGAGGAGAGCAGCCGCUUCAUCCUCAUUCUGACUCCUUUUUAUAUUGCUUUCGGGAGUUGAAUCUUUAAAAAAAAAAGAAAAGGAGAAAAAGGGGAAAAAAGAAGGAGAAUAAGUCGCCGUGUGUGUAUGUGUGUGCAUGUGUGUGUUUGUGUGUGCAUGUGUGUGUUUGUGUGUGUGUAUGUGUGUGUGUGUGUGACCGCGGAGAAGCGACAAACUGCUGCUGCUGAGUUUAGUUCUUGCUGCUGCUGCUGAUGAUCCUGCAGCUGACACGAGCUUCUGGGAGUGACAUCAAAGUUUUUCAGGGUUAUUUUACUCGCUUGAAAUAUCCCAGCUGAGACCCCGUCUCCAGUUUUGUGCAGUUUUCUUCGUUUUUUUUUCAAUUAAAAAAAAAAAACAAGCAACAAAACAAAAAGAAAGAAAAAAAACAGCGCACGGUUCAAUGACUGGAGCUUUUCAUUGAUAAUUUGAGCGGAUCUUGAAGAGGCUGCAGACUCCGGAGGAACUGGCAUCAGUAGAGCGUGGAGAUGAACUUUGGACAUUUCCUGCUUGUUUCAUUCAUCACCACUAUUUCAGGGUCUAGAGCACGGUUCGAAGACAGUGCUCCCCGGAUUGUGGAGGACCCUUCGGAUCUAAUAGUCUCUAAGGGAGAGCCGGCCACUCUCAACUGCAAGGCGGAGGGCCGGCCCACGCCCAGCAUAGAGUGGUACAAAGAUGGAGACCGUGUGGAGACUGACAAAGAUGACCCCCGUUCUCACCGCAUGCUCCUGCCCAGCGGCUCCCUCUUCUUCCUGCGCAUCGUACACGGACGCAGGAGCAAACCGGACGAGGGCGUCUACACCUGUGUGGCCCGAAACUACCUGGGAGAGGCCAUCAGUCGCAAUGCUUCAUUGGAAGUAGCCAUCCUGAGAGAUGACUUCCGGCAGCCCCCGAGCGAUGUGGUGGUGGCUGCUGGCGAACCUGCCGUGAUGGAGUGCAUGCCUCCGCGUGGCCACCCGGAGCCCACCGUGUCGUGGAAACGCAACAACGUCCGAGUCAGCACCAAAGAUGAGCGCAUCACCAUGCGUGGGGGGAAACUGAUGAUCUCUCACACCAGAAAGAGCGAUGCUGGCAUGUAUGUUUGUGUAGGCACUAACAUGGUUGGGGACAGGGACAGCGACCCUGCAGAGCUGGUGGUGUAUGAGCGCCCCGUCUUGGUGCGGAGGCCGGUUAACCAGGUGGUCAUGGAGGAAGAGACCGUCGACUUCUUUUGUGAGGUCCAUGGAGAUCCUGCUCCCACUGUGCGAUGGCGACGAGAGGAAGGAGAGCUUCCUCGCGGGAGGUUUGAAAUUCGCAACGGCAACAACCUGCGUUUGUUCCGCGUGAAAGAGCAAGAUGAAGGGAUGUAUACCUGCACAUCUGAGAACAGCGUUGGAAAGACGGAGGCUUCAGCCAUGCUGCAGGUCCAUGUACCACCCCAGAUCGCUACAAAGCCCCGGGACCAGAUUGCCACGCAGGGGAGGAGCAUCACCUUCCAAUGUGGCACAACAGGAAACCCUCCACCUGCCAUCUUCUGGCAGAAAGAGGGCAGCCAGAUGUUGCUGUUUCCCGGCCAGCCACCUUCCCAGUCCGGCCGCUCCUCCGUCUCCAUGAGCGGAGAGCUGACCAUCACGGACGUCCACCCCGAGGACUCAGGCUUUUAUGUUUGCCAGGCCAUCAGUGUGGCAGGAAGCGUGUUGACCAAGGCACUGCUGGAGGUGGAGGGAGGUCCUUCAGGUCGCAUCCCACCCAUCAUUCGGCAGGGCCCGGCCAACCAGACCGUGUCCCAGGGUGCAACGGUGCAGCUGCACUGCCGUGUAGUCAGAGGUACCACAGUGACGAUCUCGUGGGAGAAGGACGGAGAGAGGCUUCAGGGAAAUAAACUGCGGCUGACCUUGAUGGAAAAUGGCACGUUACAAAUCACAGAUGUAAAGGAAACAGACUCCGGGACGUACACAUGUGUGGUAUCCAGCGCCACGGGCGAAUCAAGCUGGAGUGGGAUGCUGACUGUCAGAGAGGACGGAGCGCCUUCGGGAUCCAGAGUUUCUGAGUUCAUCCAGCUCCCGGGACCUCCGCAGAAACCGGUAGUGACUGAAGUGACCAAAAACACGGUCACCCUCAUCUGGCAGUCCAAUCCUCAUGAAGGUGGGGCUGCCGUCACCUCCUACAUUAUUGAGGCCUUCAGCCAGUCAGUGGGAAGCACCUGGCAAACGGUUGCGGAUCACGUGAGGCAGGAGAGGCACACGGUCGUCGGACUCUUUCCAAACACGGUUUAUCUCUUCAUAGUCAGAGCGGUCAACUCGUAUGGCCUCAGUGACCCUAGUCCAAUCUCUGAGCCAGUCAGAACGCAGGAUGGGAGUCCAACAGAAGAGGGUGUGGACCACAGACAGGUGCAGAGAGAGCUGGGAGAGGUGUCCAUCUUCCUGGAGAAGCCUGUGGCUCUGUCUCCUACCAGCGCCAGGAUCGCUUGGACUGUUGCCCAUCACUCCCCGUUUGUUCAGGGUUACCGCAUAUUUUAUCGAACAGCUGGCAGCUCCUGGUUGAUCCAAGAUGCAGAGGCCACGUCUGACCACAGUACGGUGUUGUCAGAUCUGCAGAGCGACAGCGAGUACGAGGUCAAGAUCCGCCCUUACUUCAACGAGCUGCAGGGGCACGACAGCCUCACGGUGCUGCUGCGUACCCCUGAAGAGGGUUUGAGUGGCCCUCCACAGGCUGUAUCAGUGGUGCAGCUCACCAACAGCUCCAGCAUCAGCGUCUCCUGGGAGCCGCCACCUCACGACAGUCACAGUGGCAUCAUCCAGGAAUACAAGGUCUGGUGUCUGGGGAGUGACGUGGAGUGGGAGAGCCAGAUAAACAGGACGGUGGACGGAGCGGUACUGUCCAUCCUGCUGACGGGCCUGCAGCCUCAUGUCCGUUACACUGUGGCAGUGGCAGCCGUCACCAGACUGGGUGUGGGCGCCCAAAGCCCACCUGUCAGCCUUCUUCUCACUCAACCGCUGGAGGUGAAGAAAGGCAGCAACCUCAGUAUAAGCGAGCAGAUCACGAGCGUAUUCCGCCAGCCGGCGUUCAUCGCGGGACUGGGCGUGGCCGCGUGGUUGGUGCUGAUGGGCUUCAGCGGAUGGCUGUACUGCCGGCACCACAGGAGGAAGCAGCUGGGACACUACACCACAUCCUUCGCUUACACACCAGCAGUUGGCUUUGCUCACAGUGAGGGAUCAGGAAUCAUCAAUGGAGGGCCUGGCUUGUUGGGAUCCAACAUGGGCAACUAUCCUUGGCUGGCAGACUCGUGGCCGACUCCGAAACUCCCCCACAACGGCAACGACUCGGGCAACUGCUGCUCCGGAAAACUGGACUCAGACAGAUAUUAUAACUCUGUUGGGAUUAUUAAUUACCCGAGCCAGACGGAGAAACGCAGCACGGCGUCCAACGACAGUCCCAUCUACAGCACCAUCAACACCACUGCCGAGGACGACCUGUUGGCUUACUACGACACGUACUCCAGUAUGUCCUACAACCAGGGCCCAGACCCUUACAGCAGCAACCCAGUUCUGUCAAACAGUGACCUGGCGGGUCUGGAGCAGGACCUGGACCGCUGGACCAUCCAGUCUGGGCAGUCUGGAUCGGAAUACGCCAAGCUCCAGUACACCAAGAGAAGCAACGACAAACUGGGACCGCAGCGGUGUGCCGGAUCUUCGUCCAAGUCUGCUCCUACCACCUGGGUGGAUGUUUUAUCACUGCCCCUUCCUGCCAACCAACGCCGAGGUCGUGCAAAACCCGACAAAGAAGAUGUGCGGCACAGCUCUGAAGAAGAUGAUGAUGACUGGUGUCCUCCGCUGCCAGCCAGAACCUACCUGAUGGACGCGUCCAAGGAGGAACUCUCCUGCCUGCCCUCUAGAGCAGAGGGACUUCCACACACAGCUACGCUGAAGUCUUCACCCCAGAAAGACACGCCCAACCCCAACGGCAGUCCACGCCUUCAGCACUUUGACCUCCUGGCCCGUCACCACUUGGAGUCCCAGGUAUCCCAGUCCAACCCUGAUCUGUUCACCGACACCGAUGUCCAGGAUGCCAGUGAUUUGCCCACCUCUUGCCACUGGGUAGAUGAUUUCAGGGGAAAAAGCCUCAGCAAAGGACAAUCUUGCGCUGCAGCUGUGGAGCUGAGCCCUGCAGCCCAGGCUCACAAAUCCAGGAGUAAAAAGAGAGCACCCAAGGAUGGACAGAACAGGAGAGAGCCGCACAGUGCAGCAGAAGUCCCCCCUCCGCCGCCCCCUCCCUCCACAGACGACUCCCUGCAGCUCUUGGUGGAUGUUUUGAGCCGCAGCCGAGCAGACAGCGAUAGACAAGAGGCGAGCAACUUGCCCACUCUUCCGAAGAGAGGAGAGGAUUUCUCUCUGCAAAAGGGAGCACCAGUAAAGUGGUUAUCAAAAGAUGAGAAUAUAAUCCCGUAUGGGCAGCCAGGCAUCCUGCCCAAGGUCCAGAUUUCAGGGUCCCUGGGUGGAAAAGUCUUUCCCUGACCCUGCACUGCUCGCCGGAGGAGAGAACCUCAUGUAGACAGCAGCUGAUUACAAGACGUGACAUGCUCUUUUUUCCCUGGUUUCCUGUCUUUAUGAACCGUCAAUCUGUUGCCAUGGCAUCUUACGAAAGGCUGAAGACAAAAGGAAACGUGUCAAGGCUUGCCAUCUGCCUUUUCACAAGCUCUUUUUACUAUUUUUACUUUAUUUUCAUGAUUUCUUUUUCAUAUUUUUGUCAUUUCUGUCACCCCUCUGGUGUGUAUAUAGAUAUCUCCAAUGGAUUUUUUUUUUUUGAAAGGAUAUGAUCAAAUAUAUUGCUUAAAUAAAUCUGGAGGAAAAAUAAUGUAUUUUUAAGCAAAAGGAAGUAAAUGUAAGUCCUUCAUUGUUGUACAGCGGAUUAUUGAAUGUAUAUUCUGUUCACCCAGACUAUGAAGCCAUGAGCCGCAUUUUUCAUGAAAGAUGGGACAAGACAUGAGGCACAAAAAACGACUUGUGUGAGUGUGUGUGUCGGUGCUUUUAUUUCUCAUUUCUGUGUGACUGUCUACUGAUGUACUUCUGUAGAUCACCAGUGUGUUUGUUUCUAAAAUGACAGAAAAUAAAAAUCAAAUAAAUAAAU
Molecule: messenger RNA, 5163 nt
Organism: Cololabis saira (Pacific saury)
Lineage: Eukaryota; Metazoa; Chordata; Actinopteri; Beloniformes; Belonidae
Exons: 26
Coding region: 546-4550 (1334 amino acids)
Biological process (GO): cell-cell adhesion; axon guidance
Cellular component (GO): plasma membrane; axon
Molecular function (GO): protein binding
Source: RefSeq, a predicted model, not a curated record